Molecule: messenger RNA, 573 nt
Organism: Balaenoptera musculus (blue whale)
Lineage: Eukaryota; Metazoa; Chordata; Mammalia; Artiodactyla; Balaenopteridae
Gene: GMFG
Product: glia maturation factor gamma
Exons: 7
Coding region: 86-514 (142 amino acids)
Biological process (GO): actin filament debranching; negative regulation of Arp2/3 complex-mediated actin nucleation
Cellular component (GO): actin cortical patch
Molecular function (GO): actin binding; Arp2/3 complex binding
Source: RefSeq, a predicted model, not a curated record
CCACACCCUGCCCCCUGUAGCCCUGGUCCCCACCCCUAGAGGACAGCGGAACCCAGAAAAGAAGAGGCCUGUGGACAGAAAAGUCAUGUCUGACUCCCUGGUGGUGUGCGAGGUGGACCCAGAGCUAAAGGAAAAGCUGAGGAAAUUUCGCUUCCGGAAAGAGACGGACAAUGCGGCCAUAAUAAUGAAGGUGGACAAAGACCGGCAGAUGGUGGUGCUGGAGGAAGAAUUUCAGAAUAUUUCUCCAGAGGAACUAAAAAUGGAGUUGCCAGAGAGACAGCCCAGGUUCGUGGUCUACAGCUACAAGUACAUGCACGCCGAUGGCCGAGUGUCCUACCCCUUGUGUUUCAUCUUCUCCAGCCCCGUGGGCUGCAAGCCUGAACAACAGAUGAUGUACGCAGGGAGCAAAAACAGGCUGGUGCAGACGGCAGAGCUCACAAAGGUGUUUGAAAUCCGCACCACUGAUGACCUCACAGAGGCCUGGCUCCAAGAGAAGUUGUCUUUCUUUCGCUGACCUCUGGGCGGGGGACCUGAACAUCUGAGACCUUAAAGAAAUUAAAAUGCAAGAACUCA